CACCACUACAACACAGCAUACUCCACAGACUGGUGUUUUGGCGGUCUCUUCAGGAACCACGCUCCACGCUUUCGGCCAGCGCCUCUUGCGCUCGGUUCCCCCCUGAACAUCAUACUCUCCUCUCUCCACUCUCCACUCUGUCGUCCUCGGUCCUCUUCCGGCGUUCACGGUCCUCGUCAAGUCAGCCCAGCCCGGCGUGUUUCUCUCCAUUGAUCACGAUACCCCUCUGCUAUUGAUUUGACUGUUUUCGAUACUCUUCUUCUACUCUGUAUCUUUACCCACGACCAGCAGUGUCUUGCGACGCCGCCGGUCUUUAUUCGUUUCCGUUGGCGCUACUUGCCCUUGGACCCUCACCACGCGGCUGCCACUAGCCAGCACCCACGACCGCACACGGCCGUCAAUUACCCCGGAAUGCCUGUAAUCGACGGUGAAAAAUGGGCCUGCUCGUCCUGCAUCAAAGGUCACCGAGUGAGCGGUUGCACCCACAAUGAUCGAGAACUACACCACAUCAACCCCAAGGGUCGCCCAGUCAAGCAGUGCGAGCACUGUCGCGGCGCCCGCAAGUCAAAAUCGCACCAUGCCAAGUGCGACUGUGGUGAUAAGAAGGACAAGCACAAAGACAAGGACGCGAAGAGUGAGCCUACGUCCGGUGUGCUAAGUCGGGUCAACUCCAACGAAAGCUCAACUCAUGCUGGUGAAUGCCAGUGCCAUUCUGGCGGCAAGUGCCUCUGUGGCACUAUCAAGGAGGAGCCUCUUGCUAUGUCGAUUGACACCGGUCGUCAAACGCUCCAUGAGGCUCGCGCGAAACCGAAGCUUACGACUGCGCAAUCCGAGAGCCAGCUGACUGUCUUUGCGAAUGGCCACCACAAGCCCUGCCACCGCAGCAACAACACAGCCCACGUAUCCGGCGUGCCCUACAAAAUCCCACGCCCGCAUACACUGCAUGGCCAUUCCUCGUUCGCCGCUCUGGAUAGAUCCGACAACUACAACAGCAACCCAGAGACGCCUGCUCCGGCUGCGCGAUCCAUGGACACUCUGUCUCUCUCGAAUCCUGAUUUCUAUGCUUUCCUUGGAAACGGUCAACGCCAGAACGUACUCCCUAUCACUACCAUGGGUGGCAGUCUUGAUACCCUCAACUUCCAAGACUCCUUUUUCAACAGCCAAAGCGGCGCAUUUGGUGCUCAAGAUGGCAACUCCCCCGAGAGUAACGCAAGUGAUAAUUUCCCAACUCAGCAAUGGCCAUGGACAACCACCACUGGCACACCGGUCAACUACAACUUCGACUUUGGCAGCCUAUCAACAUCCCCUUCGCAAGAGUGCCUGCCCAACCUCGACAACCAAUGGUCUAUCCCUUCUGCUGGGUUUGAUCCGAUCUGGUCGGCUGGAGAUCUCCCCCUGGACCCCAACAAACUCAACGACAGCUUAGCCCAGCCCAUUUCGCACAGCGGCGAAUCGAAACAGAGCGGCCCUGGCCUGACCGUCGCCUCAUCUGUGCACUCGGAGAUUGGAGACCCGAAUCCUUUCGCAGAUCUCGACUUCAAGGCUCCCCAAUCAGCUGCCAGCGAGUCCCUGUUCUGGGAAGAUCAGCCUGUGUACCGCUUCAGCACCGCCAUGCCAACUGAGAGUCUCGUCGCCCCCAUGUCCAUCCCUGUCACGACCAUGUCAACAAGUCAAGCUUUCGAACCCGACUACCCCAAGAGCCAGUCUAUUGCGCCAACAGCCAUGCCAAUGACAAGUACGAGCGACUAUUCCGAUGCUGCUGCGAUUGCCAUCCCUGGCAACUUCGAUGACAUUGUUCCCAACGACCCAUGGCCCAUGGAGCAAAACCUUAUGGCAUUUAACAGCAUAAACGCCUUUGAUGCUACCUACUCUCAGAACUGGCUGUAGUAGGUCGGGCCAAGUCUUAGACGCCUGCGAGUGUACUGGAGCUUGUCAAAGCAACAGUCCCUUUGAUGACGCCACGAUUGAUGACGGUGCUGGUGCGAGUGAUACCUCUCGAGUCGAUCUUUGUUUCCUUAUUCCGAGCCUUCCGGCUCCCUUUACCCUGUCGCCUGUGUAUAUUCUAUAGACCCUGGCUCGAACUGUCUUUCCAUAUUCCAUACUUGACACAAGUAUGUUUCCAUUUACAUCGCCCGUAUCUUGGAUCAAGCAUUACCCGUAUAUACAUGAGGAUCUUGGGUGGUAUUUUUAAGAACUGACUGCAUUGGUUGCGCGAAAACUAUAGACCAUGGUUUCGGCGUUGUAGCAUGUGAGGCUACUCAUCAAAGAAAUGACAAAAGAAUACAAACAA
Molecule: messenger RNA, 2290 nt
Organism: Boeremia exigua
Lineage: Eukaryota; Fungi; Ascomycota; Dothideomycetes; Pleosporales; Didymellaceae
Exons: 2
Coding region: 412-1887 (491 amino acids)
Biological process (GO): intracellular copper ion homeostasis; positive regulation of transcription by RNA polymerase II; intracellular iron ion homeostasis
Cellular component (GO): nucleus
Molecular function (GO): DNA-binding transcription factor activity, RNA polymerase II-specific; RNA polymerase II cis-regulatory region sequence-specific DNA binding; copper ion binding
Source: RefSeq, a predicted model, not a curated record